Messenger RNA from Rhincodon typus (whale shark), 4262 nucleotides. Its product is annotated as regulator of G-protein signaling 5-like. Lineage: Eukaryota; Metazoa; Chordata; Chondrichthyes; Orectolobiformes; Rhincodontidae. The record is from RefSeq and is a predicted model, not a curated record. The coding region runs from base 88 to 633 and encodes 181 amino acids. The transcript is spliced from 5 exons.
CAUGGCACAGCAGCAAGCAGCAAAAGAAGCUCAAGUUCAGAGCGAUUUUACUUUGCUGAGAGACAACAAAGCAAAGGAGCUGCCAAAAUGUGCAAAGGGCUAGCUGCCUUACCAGCAACAUGCCUCGAAAGGGCCAAAGAAAUAAAAACGAAACUGGGCAUUCUGCUGCAGAAGCCGGAGAUGAUCUCUGAGUACAUCAUCCCGUACUCAGAUAAAGCUGAGAAAUCAGCCAAACCCCACAGGCCUUCCCAACUGGAGGCACUGCAGUGGCGUGAAUCUCUGGAGAAGCUUCUGAUGAACAACUAUGGGCAGGCUGCCUUCAAAGCUUUUCUCCAGUCAGAACAUAGUGAGGAGAACAUUGAGUUCUGGAUGGCCUGUGAGGACUACAAAGCAACCAAAUCACCCAUUCAGCUGGCCUCCAAGGCAAAGAAGAUCUUUGAGGAUUUCAUUGAAAAAGAGGCUCCAAAAGAGGUCAAUGUUGAUCACUACACCAAGGAGAUCACCAUGAAGAGCCUUGUUGAACCUUCACCUUCAACCUUUGAACUGGCUCAGAAGAGAGUGCUGAAUUUGAUGGAGAAGGAUUCAUUCAGCAGGUUUCUGAAAUCUGAACUCUAUCUGGAGCUGAUAAAGUAACAAUGUAGCUGGGCUGUGCAAAGGGAGGGUGAAAUAAGACCAUUAAUAUCUCCACAUAGUCGCUAACUGAAUAUUCUCUCAUUGCUGUUAGCUAAAAAAAAAUUAUUCCAAGUGUUACUUCUUUAAACCUUUGGGCACCAUGCUGACAUCAUUUAAAUCUAACACUUGUCUUUGCAUAGCCCGGAAAUAAACAGGCACCAUUUAUGGAAAAGUGUACCUUUAAUGUGUGCUUGUCUUUUAUGUGUGCUUAUUUUUUUCCUUAUUUUUCCAAAGAUUAUAUCCAAUGAUGAGUAACCAUGUGGCUUCAAAUAAAUUUUUGGGCAAUUCAAAUCAUUCCUUUAGAAUUGCUGGCACCAUCAGGACACAAACUGGGGGAGAUAAAAAUCUUUCGAUAAAAGGCAGAAAGUAAAAAAUUCCUAGUCCUUCCACUGAGCGAACACCAUUCAUCAUUCCUAUAUCUCUGUACAGUUCAGAGAACAAAUGUUAAGAAAGGUUUUUAAUUGGUGUUAUCAAAGUUUGUAUAUUUACUAGUGAAGCCCACUACAAAUAUAUCACACAUCACUAAGGAUACACUUUUAAUCUACAGUAAAUAUUCUGAGAGUUUACUUUAACCUACAGAAGCAGCGCCAAUGUGCAGAGUAUACAAUGCACAUACCAGCAGAUGCAGCCUAUACAUUUACAUAGCUUUACAUAGAUACAAGUCUUUAUAAACCAUUUAUUCUGGCAGUUUAUAUUGCUCAUACAGAUCAACAUCUUUACUGUGGUGAGGUGUGGCUAUUCCAUCUAAUUUGUAGACUGCAUUGUACACUAUGAAGACUGGCACAAGUUCAUACAAUCAUUCAUCUGGUCACACCAAAGCAUUUAGGUAUAAGAAACAAAUCUCCCUUUUUCACUUGAAGUAAUUUUCAAUAACCAGCACAUUGUUCAAUCAGGAUAUGCACAUUAAUUCCUCAAUGAUCCAUGAUAUUUCAGUGGCAACACAACAUUGUAUCACAGAUACUUCACUGGCAGAGGCAGGCUGAGCAUAGUACUUCACUAUAUUGGAUAUUUAACCAUAUCAAAUCAGAUAGAUUUAGUUCAAACAGAAGUGAAAGUAAAGAAGAUGAACCUUGAGACAAAUUUUGGACAAUACAUCCAAAUGGUGACUAUUAUAGUCAAUUAACUCAAUAUAGUCACAAGCCCUUAAUAAACAACCUACAUUCAAAUUAGGUAACUUAAUAAACCAGAAAGUGCCUGAAUUCAUGGUUUUUCCACUGCCGUAAAAAUCCAAACAGUUCACACUGAGAUAUAUUCAACUAUAAUCUUGACUAACAGGUCCAAGUUAAACAUAUGCAAUAGGUCCAUAACGUGUUGUGCCAAACUUUCCAAAUAUGAUUUAAAGUUAUACAAGAGUAUUAUUUCGUCAUGUACUGGUGUAAGCAGACAAUAAACGUGAAAUAGAAUAGCCUCAACAUCAUCACUGAGAGAUUUGUGGCACUUAUUCUUUUCUCACACUUUUCUACCUGGAAGUAUUGGUAUUUCUCCUUUUAUGACGGGAUCUGCUAUCGAUGCUAAGAUUAAACCAACUCUGUCUUGGAAUGGUCGGAAUGUGUUGGAUGACUUGAAGAAAAGCAAAAGAGGAUGGAGGUGAAACAGCCGUAGAAAGUAGUCCUUAACAACUUGACGUGUAUUGUAUUUUGCCUGGAAAAAGUGGAGCGUUUUAAGGAAGGAAAUGUCUGAAGGAAGUCAAACAAUCUGAUAUAAAUGCUGCUUAGCCCACAUGGCAGCACUUAUCAGGAACUGUCUGAAUGAACAAUUUCAAUUUGUGCUUCAAUCAUUUGUCUAAGUCAAUUGAAUUUAAGAUGGAUUGUGCUCCCGUGAUAAGGAGUAUUAUGGUUAGAUUAGCCUUAAUAUAGAACUAUACAAUUUCUUAACAAUGACUUAUGUUUUCUUUGCAAGUUAACAAAGGCUUAAACACUGUACUAAUGAGGUUCUAUACUGUCUUCAUGUAAUCCUGAUAAUGAAAACAUAUCGUAUAGUGUCACAGAAAAGAUAAACCAUAGACACAUGCUUAAAACAUAAAUGAAAAUCCUAGAAAAAUUGUUUGCUCAAACAAUUGAAAUGGAAUGAUUUGUCUGAAUUGUAUUCCUUUGCCCAUCUGAUAAACUAUGUCAACAAAAUGAGUCAAAACAUUUGAAGUAAAUGCUUAAGAACUGGUUCCUGUACUGCCAAUUGUAUAGCCAGUGCAUGCUCAUUAUUAAAUAUAUUCCAUGUAAUGCAUGAGUGUUAAUAUUUGAGAGCGCAUAGUCUUAUCUUGAAGGACAAUUUCAUACCAAGAGUCUCAGUAAAUGCUUCAUGGCUUCUAUUGUUAUGGUAAGAAAUCAGUGAGAAACCUAGGUGAGGGCUAAAGCCCAUAGUGCAGGACACUACCAAGGUUGAACAGAGUGGAUCUGAUAAAGAAACAGAGACUGAGUGAUGCCAAGUUAAGGGUUUGCCAUUAAUACAAAAUACCAUCAUUCCUGCCUGAGGUAAACAAUUCCAUUUCUGAUUAAACUGUAUUAAUAACACCCUCGCUUGGUCAAAAGAUCAUGCCAAGCUUUUAGUAAUGUAAUGGCCAGCCACUUUUAUUCCCUCCAUUUUUCAUGCCAUGGUGAAAUAAGAAUAAAUUGACUCAAUAUGGAUGCUACACUGUCACAACCACUAAUUAUUCAGAUCGAUUAUUGAGCUUGACACUUAAUGGUGAGGAUCCAUUUAUGCUGGGCUGGAUCAAGCAGAAUUAAAACCAGAAAGUUAUGCCUUUCAAAAUUAGUGCUUUACAUUUUAACAAUUUCUGAAGCCAAAACCGUAAAACAUUCAUAUUUGGGAGUUGUGGUACCAAAUGGUAAAAUCAGGUUGUUACAAAAGUGCCAUUUUAAUUUAACAUCUAAAUGAAGCAGAUACUGAAAUUCAAAGUGUUAUUCAUUAUUGAAAGUGAGCGUUUUUAUUAUUAUUCUGCUUAGUGCGUAAUAUAUAUUCUUUCCAAUGGUUUGAACUCUUCAUGAUCUGACAGUUGCUAUCGAUUAUAUAAUGCCAAGACCGGUUGCUCAAGGGAAGGAGGUUCGAGUAUUGUCCAAAUGUGAUUAACACCAAACUGGUAUUACCAUCGACGAUUCACCUCCUGAUAAUAGCUUUCUUCCCAAAAAAAUGGAGGAAUCUUUAAUCUGAGUAACCAACCGAACUAAAAUAACAUCAAAAUCUUCAUUUAUGGACAGCCAAUUUUUUUACUCAUAAAAUGCUGAAAAACGCAGCCCUCUAUUGUAUAUGUAUGAAUAAAGGCAUUAUAUCAUCUUAGCAAUGACUAUAACUAUUAAAUGGUGAUUAUAUACCCAGCAACUGCAAUAAUACAAACAAUGCUUUAUUCCAAUCUUAAUCAACUCAGAAACAAGCAUUCAACCACCAACUAUCAACACUGUCAUGUUGAUUUUAUAAAGUGUGCCGUUGGGAGUGAAACAUUUGAAGUAAUAUAGGUGUUGCAUUUUUCCCUCUUUUGUUAUCACAACAUUAAUGUACUAGUAAAGCUAAAAAAUGACUGCAGUGGCCUUUUCGUGCAUACUGUCUUAUCUUGGAAGAGUUAGGAACCGAAUGAAGUAAACAUGUACCACUAUACCAAA